UAAUUGUAUAACAAAGCAUUGCUGACAAGUAUACCUUUUUUUUUCUUUAAUGUGUGGUGGUGCACUGGUUAAAGACUGAGUUGUGUGAGUUGAGGUAAGGCAACUUUUGUAACCAUUAAAAACAAUUUAGAACCGUGCUGAAGUAAGUGUUUAAUUGUAUAACAAAGCAUGGCUGGCAAGUAUACCUUUUCUUUCAUUUGGGGUGGCACAUUGGUUAAAGACGGAGUUGAGACUGCUUUCACUUGCGGCAGAGAGGCGGCGCUUGCGGCAGAGAGUCGUUUGGCUAUUGUCAAGAGAGUCGGCAUGCCGCGACCGAAGAAGAGGGCAACGAUAGCCAAACGGCUUUAUGCUCAGAGACGUGCAAAUACAGAGGUUACGCUGAAUCCUCUUAAAAAAAAUGAGGCAUUGCUGUCAUCAAAAGCUGGCAGCAUUGAAAACCCUUGCAAACUGGCAUCAGUAAAUGCAUCAGUAAACAUUGCAAACUCGCAUCUGUCAAAUACGCAAACCCUUGAAAACCCUUGCAAACCCUUGAAACCCAUUGAAAACCCUUGCAAACCCUUGCAAACCCUUGAAAACUCUUGCAAACCCUUGAAAACCCUUGAAAACCCUUGCAAACUCGUAUCCGUAAACCUUGCAAACUUGCAUCUGUCAAAUACGCAAACCCUUGCAAACCCUUGCAAACCCUUGAAAACCCUUGAAAACUUUCCACAGAAAUCAGUGCAGAAAGUUUCUCUCGGUCAAGCAGUUGGCAGCAGUUUUCCACGACCUUCUGGUAAAGCCCUUUACAGUGAAGUUGUAAAACGCUCUUCCAAGGUAUGUGAAUCAGUCAAGACUGAGGUAAGGACAUAUGAUUUUCAAGUAGACUCAGGCAAGGUCAGUCGACCCCAGAUGAGGUACCCAAUGAAAAGCAAAUCAAAACCCAUGCAAUCUGAACAAAACAUUCCUGCAAGUUCCCAUGAAAGUGCUUUGGGUGUUUGUUCUGAUUUUCCACAGAAACCCAUGCUAAAAGGAUCUUUUGAUCAAGCUGAUUCCCGCUUUGGAAAUUCACGCAACAGGCAGUGUGGAGCCAUCAGUUUGACGGCGGUGUUGAAAAGCAAGCUGAAGAAUGUGCUGAUGUGGUCAACACCAGAUCUGGACGGUGUCUUGGUUGCAGGAACACGCCUCUAUGAGUAUCUGAAAAAACAUGGUAACAUAAAAGACAGACAAGUCAAGGGUAGGAAUUACAUUGCAGUCCAUGAAUUACCGAGGAGACACAUGUUGGGUAAUACUACAUUUUCCAUUGAGUACACUCCUUCUCUGACUGGUUUUGUUAAUGUCAAUGAGUACCAUGAGUAUGACCAAGCCAUAAGCAGUGUAGCCAUGCCACUUGAUGUAGCCCUUCAGCAAACUCUACUUAGUGCUGAUGCUUUCUUGUUAACCAUUUGUGCCAACACAUCUGCAGUUAUUAAGCAGGGGUCAUGGUAUGCAGUCGUUGACUCUCAUGCCAUCAGGACAGACACAAGUUGUGUAGUUUAUCACAGUACCAUAGAGUCUCUGUAUAACUAUAUCAAUGAGAUGGCACAGUUGUUUGGGGAACCUAAGCCACCAUUUGAGAUAACUGGAGUUUUGGUUCAUGCAGAUGCAGAAUUGUCUGAUCCGCUUCAAGAAGCAGGCAGCAGCAGUUUCCCAUGCUCUUCCGGUAAAGCCCUCUUAAAACGCACAGCAAAGGUACGUGAAUCUGUGAAGACUGAGCCAAAGACCCCUGAUUAUCCAGUACCUGUGGAUGAACUUGCAGACGUGAGAAACCCUAACCUUCCAACGCAGACAGCCUCUGUGUUGCCAAGGAAAGGUAAAAGAUUGAGGAAAGAAAAGCACAUUGAGCUGUCAGGUAAACGGGUUACAAAAUCACAUGCUGAAACCGUUGUAACCGAUGACUUGAUGAUCACUGAUGUUUCAGUUCCAGAUGUCUUUUUUUCUCCCUUAACACAUAAUGAUAAGCAAGCUUUAUGUGAGCUCAUACAAAUGUCCAAUGAUAACAGUGACCAUAAUGUCAUAAACUUUGGUCCCAUAUCAGCUCCGUGUCAGACAAAGACCAUUAAACCAGACGGCAACUGUUUUUUCAGAUCAUUGGCACAUGUGAUAUGUGGAAGUGAGGAGAAACACUUGAAGGUUCGCCGUGCAGUUGUGAAACAUCUUAAGAUGAAUACUCCGCUGUUUGAGAGGUACGUGAGAAGUGAGUAUUCUUCAGCAGAGGAUUAUCUGACACGAUCUAGAAUGUUUUAUUCUGGCUCAUGGGUAACCGAAAUUGACAUAUUUGUUGCGGCCGAUCUUUUCAAAACCACAAUAAUGACUUUUAAUGACGGCCGAUGGAAUGCGCACAAACCUAACGGAGAGGUAUCCACUCAGAAUGCAAUUUAUCUGAAACACUGUAACCGUAAUCAUUAUGAAGUUGUGACGUGUGUUAAGCACAGGGAUCGAGAUUCUGUUUGUGCAGGAGCAUGUGGAAAUGUGGUCUCAAAUGAGGUCAGCAAACCAUGUCUGCGUAAGAGAAAGGUAAGCGAUGCUGCAGAAUGUUGUCCCACCAAAAGGCAUCGAGACCGAUAUCACAACGACAGUGAGUACAGACAAAAACAAUUGACGUACAAAAAGUCAAAGUAUGGUAAUGACCCGGAAUACAGACAGAACAAAAUUGAGCAUGCCAAAGCUAAAUAUUGUGAUGCCAUUUACAGGGGGAAAAAAAUUGAGAAAGCCAAAACAAAAUAUUCUGAUGACACAGUUUACAGGGGGAAAAAAAUUGAAUAUGCCAAAACAAAAUAUUCUGAUGACACCGUUUACAGGGGAAAAAAAAUUGAAUAUGCCAAAACAAAAUAUUCUGAUGACACAGUUUACAGGGGGGAAAAAAUUGAAUAUGCCAAAACAAAAUAUUCUGAUGACACCGUUUACAGGGGGAAAAAAAUUGAAUAUGCCAAAACAAAAUAUUCUGAAGACCCAGUUUACAGGGGGAAAAAAAUUGAAUCUGAGAAAACAAAAUACAGUAGAGAUAGAUAUUACCAAGAGAGAAAAAAGGGAACUCUUCGUGACAAAUAUCUAAAAAAUGUUGAUGUUCGAUUAUCAAAGUGUGAACGUUCUAAGGCCAAGUACUUGAGCAAUAUUCAGUUCCAAAAACGUGUUUGCCAGUAUUCUCGAUUGAAAUAUAAAUAUAAUGUUUCUUUUCAGGCAAAUGUAUGCGAGUAUUCAAAGAAAAAAUAUCUGCAAAACCUGGCCUUCAAAAGAAGAGUGUGUGAGUAUUCAAAGAAAAAAUAUCUGCAAAACCUGGCCUUCAAAAGAAAAGUGUGUGAGUAUUCAAAGAAAAAAUAUCUGCAAAACCUGGCCUUCAAAAGAAGAGUGUGUGAGUAUUCAAAGAAAAAAUAUCUGCAAAACCUGGCCUUCAAAAGAAGAGUGUGUGAGUAUUCAAAGAAAAAAUAUCUGCAAAACCUGGCCUUCAAAAGAAGAGUGUGUGAGUAUUCUGUAAUGAAAUAUCACAAAGAUGUGAACUUCCGUGUUCUUUCAAUACAAAAAGGUUGUGAAAAGUAUGCAAGAAAGAAGGAACAACAAGACAUUGCUGUUGCUAUUGGUAAUUUUAGACAAGAAAUUAGUAGUGGUCCAGAGUUUGUGUGCUGUGUCUGUCACCGUUUACUUUUCAGAAAGCAGGUUGUUGAAUGUAGAACACAUUGCUAUGAAGGCAAAGGUGUAAAAAUCGCUGCUUUGGGAAGAAGAUGCAUCACAACCAGGUAUCUUCAUGUCUGUGAUCAAAAGUGUGAAGGAUCUUCUGCUCAUUCCUCAGGGUGCAAAUUAUGGAUCUGUCUAACGUGUCAUCGAAAAAUUCUUUGUGGACAACUGCCUGAAGAGAGCGUUGCAAACAACAUGCAUUUGGUGGAUGUUCCAAAUCAACUGAAAUGCCUCAACUCUUUGGAACAACAUCUCAUUGCACGUAACAUUCCUUUUAUGAAAUUAUUGUGCCUUCCUCGUGGUAAACAACAUGGAUGCCAUGGCCCUGUAGUGUGCGUCCCAGUUAAUGCCACAGAUGUGUCCAAUAUCCUUCCACGAAAUGAAUGUGAUGACAAGAUGAUAAGGAUCAAACUGAAACGCAAGUUAACCUACAAAGGGCAUUAUGAGUACAAGUAUGUACACACUGAUCGUGUUCGAAAUGCUCUGAAAUAUUUAAUCCAGUUCAAUAAGUGGUUCGGUGAUGUGGAGAUUAAUCAGCAGUGGAUCAACUCUUUGAACGAACCAGAAGAAAAUGUUGUAGAUGAAAUGGAGCAACAAGACAUAGUUGAAAAGAUUGAUGAUGAAAAUGACCUUGAUGAACAGCAAGAGGAAGACCUUACCUACAUCAAAGAGCAAAGUGGUCUUUUGUCAGAUACGUCUUUGCAACCUGUGGACAUCGGUUCAGAAGUAAUUGAUCAGCAUUUCCAAGAUGUAUUAAAUCUGGCACCUGCUGAAGGUAACAGUCCUGUUAGUUUGUUAUCCGAUAGGUCUAACGAAGCAAAAUGUUUCCCUGUUCUGUAUCCAACUGGUGGUCCAACAUUUCAUGAUAAGAGGGAGGUAAAAAUAACACUGUCGAGAUACUUGAAUGCAAGAAUCCUCAAUGCAGAUGGACGUUUUGCACGAAGCACAGACUUCAUUUUCUAUGCACAGUAUCUGUCUGAGAUUGAUCAAGUUGUAUCCAAUGUUUCAAUUGCUUUGCGCAAAGGAUCUGAGAAGAGUUUGUUGACUGAAGUGACAUCAGAUGUACUAACAAACCCAGACUCGUUAUCUAAAAUCUUGAAUUUUGAUGAAGGAUACAAGUUUUUGAGACCAAUCCGUGGAACGCCUCCAUAUUGGCAGUCUACUCAAAAGGACCUUUUUGCACUUGUAAGACAGCUAGGUAUUCCAACUUUCUUUGCAUCCUUUAGUUCUGCGGAUCUCAGAUGGCCAGAAAUGAUUAGUACUAUAAUCAAACAAGAAGGGAAAAAUCUGAAAGCAGAUGAACUUGACUGGUCUGAAAAAUGUGGAUUGAUUAGACGAAACCCAGUGACUGCUGCAAGAAUGUUUGAUCAUAGAUGGCAUUGUUUUCUGAGAGAUGUAAUCAUGUCUUCAGCUCAACCGAUCGGUAAGAUAGUAGAUUACUUUUAUCGGGUAGAGUUUCAACAGCGUGGAUCUCCUCAUGUUCACUGUCUGUUUUGGGUUGAAAAUGCCCCAAUGUUAAAUGAAGACAAUGAAGAAAACGAUGGUUUGGUUGCUAGUUUUAUUGAUCGGUACAUCACUUGUGAGAUCCCAAGCGAGGAUGAAACUGAUCUGUUUGAGAUUGUCAACUGUGUUCAGAAGCACAGUGUCAGACAUUCAAAGACGUGUCGUAAGAAAAAGACAGUUUGCAGAUUUAAUUUUCCACGACCCCCAUCAAGCCGUACCUUUAUUACAAGAGGUGGUAGUCGAGACGAUUUGAAAAGCGGUGACGGAAAAGAUACUGCACGUGCAGUUUUAGAAAAAGUGAAAAAGGCUUUAACAGCUUCUGAUAUGGAUUAUGACUCUACUGAUGCAUUUUUUGAGUCCAUUGGUAUUAACCAAGCUAUCUUUGAGAAAGUGUAUGGGCAGUGUUCCAAAAAGAAAUCCAUUGUCCUGAAAAGAAGUCCAAAAGACGUCUGGGUGAACCAGUAUAAUAAACAUUUACUGCGUGCCUGGCAAGGCAACAUGGAUAUCCAGUACGUCACUGAUGCUUACUCCGUAGUGGUUUACAUUAUCAGUUACAUCACAAAAGCAGAACAAGAAAUGGGAUUGUUGCUGCAACGUGCGCAAAACGAAGCCAUGAAUGGAAACCUUGAAGCGAGAUCAUCACUGAAGAUGCUUGGUAGUGUAUAUCUUCACAACCGAGAAGUUUCUGCUCAAGAGGCUGUGUAUCGUCUGACCGGUAUGCACUUGAAGGAAUGUUCUCGUAAAGUCCAGUUUAUUCCAAUUGGAUUGAAUCCUGUAAAGAUGAGUUUGCCUCUUCGUGUUAUCAAAAACAAAGUUGAUCAGUCUGGUGAAGAAGCUAGCUUUUGGAUGACUAGUCUGGUUGACCGAUACAAGAAUAGGCCAAACACUGAAGAGUUUGAGACCCAAUGUCUAGCAAGUUUUUGCUCUGAAAACAGGAUCUUGUCAAAAUCGGAGGUUUCUUCACAAAAAAAAUCUUCUGAAGACAAGGUGAUCAAGCUUAACAACGACUGUGGUUAUAUGAUGAAGAGAACUCGAACUGACCCUGCUGUUGUUCGAUAUCCAAGAUUUUCUCCCAAAAAAGAUCCAGUAAGGUACUUUCAUUCAUUGUUGCAACUUUUCUUGCCACAUUAUGAAGAUUGUCAGCUCAAGCCUGAGAGUUUUAGCACUUAUGAGGAAUUCUACAACAGUGGUGCUGUGAAAUGUGGGAGAAAUGUGACUCAAGUCAAAUGUAUUGUUGAUGCUAAUCGAGCACUCUUUGAAAAGGAAAGUGACAAAAUUGAUCGAGCUCAACAGCUUUUGGAGCAAGGUGUUGAUUUGGAAGAUGCUUGGGCUGCAUUAUGUCCUGAAACUGAAAAGGAACGUCACGAAUGCUUAGAACUAAGGAAGAGUAAUACAAUUCCUGAUGAAGAUGAUUCGGAGUGUUCUAUUCCAGAUCUUGUAACGAACCCUCGAACUCCAUACAGAAUUGAAACCAAUCAGGCUGGAAUUUCUAGAGAGGAAGCAUUAUGUUUACUGCGAUCAUUAAAUGCACAACAAUGUGCAAUCUUUUACAAAGUACGGAAAUGGUGUUUAGAGAAACUUCUUUGUGAAAACCCUGAACCAUUUCACUUGUUUGUCACUGGUGGAGCAGGCACAGGCAAGAGUCAUUUAAUCAAAGCGAUCUACUAUGAAUCCUCCAGACUUUUAUCUCAGCUGUCCGAAAACCCUGAUGAUAGAAGUGUGAUUUUAACUGCGUCAACCGGAGUGGCCAGUUUUCAAAUUGGUGCUUCUACAAUCCAUAAUACCUUUUCCAUAGGUGCCAAUGUCAAACUGCCAUAUCAGCCCCUAAGUGAUGACAAAAUCAAUUCACUGCGUGCAAAACUUGGAGGUUUGCAGAUUCUGAUCAUUGAUGAGGUGUCUAUGGUUGACCAUCACCUUUUGUCUUAUGUUCAUGGUAGAUUGAGACAAAUUAAGCAAACUGGUGACUACUCAAUUUUUGGAAGAGUCAGUUUGGUCUGUGUUGGGGAUUUUUAUCAGCUACCGCCAGUCAAGGGAAUUCCCCUGUACGUUGAUCCAAAAGGAGUGAAUCUUUGGGAUACCAACUUUGAAAUUGCUGAACUAACACAAGUUGUCAGGCAACAAGAUGCAUCUUUUGCUGAAAUGUUAAAUCGUCUGAGAGUUCAUAAAAAGAACGAAACUUUAAGCCCAAAUGACAUCAACAUGUUGAAGCAACGUGAAACUGGUGAAGAAUGCGAUGCUAUUCAUAUAUUCCCUACAAAUGCUCAGGUUGAUGAGUACAAUAUACAGAAACUUAAUGAGCGUUGUCCUGAGGCAAUCACUAUUCACGCUAGAGACUUUGCUAGAAAUCCAGAAACUGGAAGAAUAGAAAGGAAAGUUGGAUUUCAUGCAAAAGUUUUCAACUCCUGUUUGGACAAAUGUGUUUCCUUGGGUGUUAGUGCCAGAGUAAUGCUUAGGAAAAAUGUUGAUGUUUCUGAUGGACUUGUCAAUGGAGCCUGUGGCACAGUUGUCCACAUAAGCAGAAAACAAAGACGUGAUGAUGAUGAAGAUGAUGACUUCCCAUCAGCUAUCCAUGUUGAAUUUGAUGAUCCAAAUGUUGGUAAAAUUCAGAGAUCGAAGCUGCGACAGAAAUAUUCCCCAAAUUCGACUGUUAUUGAAGUGGAAGAAGAUCAAGUGUCAAACGAUGGUGGUUUAAGACGUCAGUUUCCACUUAAAUUGGCAUGGGCAUGCACCGUUCAUAAAGUGCAAGGACUCACAGUAGAUAAAGCGGUCGUCUCACUUGACAAGGUAUUUUCUCCGGGACAAGCAUACGUUGCACUGAGUCGUGUGAGAACCCUCGAUGGACUAAUAAUUAAUAACUUCAAAGAUUCUGUCAUAUAUUGUAAUGAGAAAAUUGACUCUGCUAUGAAAAACAUGCCCCGACUUGCUUUAGAAAAUUACAGUUUUGUAAAGGCACCUGGCAUGUUUACAAUUGCUCUUCAUAAUGUACAAAGUCUUCGAGCUCAUGUUCAGGAUCUUCAAGUUCACAGACAGAUAAUGAAUGCAGAUUGCAUCUGUUUAACUGAAACGUGGCUAAAAGUUGAAGACCAAGUACAAAUUCCAGGAUUUGUUUUUAAGAGCAAUCCAAGAGCUAAAUGUUAUGACAACAGUACUCCACUUUUCACUGAUUUAAAACAACAAAGAGGAGGUGGAGUUGGACUAUUCUGUUGUGAAAGCAUUCAUUUUAAUGUCAGGGUUCCAGAACCUUGUAACUUGGAAUGUCUAUACUUUGCAGUUCCACAUCUAAGUUUGAAUGCUGCUUUGCUGUACAGACCUAAUUCAUAUCCACUUAAUCUGUUUCGACAAAAUAUGUUGCAUGUUAUUGAUGAGCUGGAGAAACAGUCAGGAAAGAAAGUGAUUAUGGGAGACUUCAAUGAGGACAUCUUGACAUCAUCUACAAUUGGUACACUAAUGGAACUGCAUGGAUACAGUCAACAUGUGCAACACCCUACCACUGAAAAAGGUACACUGAUAGACCAUGUCUAUGUUAAAGAUGCAGAAAAUGUCUCUGUUGAAAUUGUGCAAACAUAUUACAGUUUCCACCAAGCAGUCCUUAUUUCACUGAGGUAAAAAUGAAUGGGUCUAAUUCAUGAAACGCGAGCAGAACAAAUUUUUGUGUAAAUCACGUGUAAAGUGGUUUUGGGGUAAAUUUUUGGAUUCAUUAAAACGUUCGUAUUUUCCUAAUGUUAGUUGGUAUGA
Molecule: messenger RNA, 8925 nt
Organism: Carassius auratus (goldfish)
Lineage: Eukaryota; Metazoa; Chordata; Actinopteri; Cypriniformes; Cyprinidae
Exons: 2
Coding region: 169-8796 (2875 amino acids)
Biological process (GO): telomere maintenance; DNA repair
Molecular function (GO): DNA helicase activity
Source: RefSeq, a predicted model, not a curated record